Messenger RNA from Bombina bombina (fire-bellied toad), 2917 nucleotides. RefSeq names its product MAX dimerization protein MLX (gene MLX). Bases 280 to 960 code for a protein of 226 amino acids. NCBI's taxonomy places the organism in Eukaryota, Metazoa, Chordata, Amphibia, Anura, Bombinatoridae. Gene Ontology annotation, molecular function: DNA-binding transcription factor activity, RNA polymerase II-specific; RNA polymerase II cis-regulatory region sequence-specific DNA binding; protein dimerization activity. The record is from RefSeq and is a predicted model, not a curated record. The transcript is spliced from 7 exons. Gene Ontology annotation, cellular component: nucleus. Gene Ontology annotation, biological process: regulation of transcription by RNA polymerase II.
UCCCUUUAUAGUUUAUUUUGGACUAGACUGUCCCUUUAACAGCCUCAACAUCCCUUCUAGUAAAAUUACUGACAUUUCUCAAUACAUUGCUCUUAGUUGUUUUGUUUUUAACUUUAUUAACAUCAUUGUGUACCAAAGAUAUAAAUGUGUCAACACUUCUAUCAUAGACACUGGGAAUAAAGCUGCUUUUAUUUUUUCAAGCCCAAAGCUAUAUUUCAGACUUUUUUUGGUGUGGAGUCCUGGAUGGCGUUGUCACCCGUUUGAUACACAGCUCACGUUAUGGAGCGGAAGGGAAGUAUAGUGUCAAGGGCCAACAGCAUUGGAUCAACAAGUGCAUCUUCAGUACCAAACACAGCUGACUUCAUGCUCGACAAUGCUUGUUCCCCAACCUCAGAUGAUGAAGAUAGUGACUAUCAUCAGGAGAGCAUUAAAGAUACCUACAAAGACAGACGCCGGCAGGCACACACACAGGCUGAGCAGAAGCGCAGGGACGCCAUAAAGAAAGGCUAUGAUGAUUUACAAAGCAUUGUCCCCACCUGCCAGCAGCAAGACUGCUCUAUCGGAAGCCAGAAGCUCAGCAAAGCUGUUGUUCUGCAAAAGACUAUAGACUAUAUUCAGUUCCUGCACAAAGAAAAGAAGAAGCAAGAGGAAGAAGUGUCCACUUUACGCAAGGAAGUGAUGGCGCUGAAAAUCAUGAAAUCAAACUACGAGCAGAUUGUGAAAGCGCAUCAGAAUAAUCCACACGAAGGCACAGAUCAGGUAUCUGACCAGGUGAAAUUUGGCGUUUUCCAAGGGAUAAUGGACUCUCUCUUCCAGACCUUCAAUGCCUCCAUCUCUGUGAACAGUUUCCAAGAGCUAUCUGCCUGUGUCUUUAGCUGGAUAGAAGAACACUGCAAGCCUCAGACGCUGCAUGAUAUUGUAAUCAGAGUUCUCCACCAGUUAAAGAAUCCACUCUACUGAGAGAACGCUUUUAAACCCUACCGGAGUUAAUGGCAGGAGUUGUGGAUCCGCAUCUCAUCAUUGCACAGAUUAAAACCAUGGCUAGUUGGAGUUUGAUAACUGUGCUCCACAACUGUACAGUAACAGCUACUUUGAAGACUGUUUUUAGACAAGAGGGUUCUGCUUGAUCCCUAAACUGAAAUGAAGGCAAUGAAUUUUAAUUCACUAUAGCAAGUGGCCUCUAUGCAUUGCAAUCUCCUCUGGCAGAAGAUGGCUUAGGGUGACAUUUUCAUGCGGUGCACCCAGUGGUUAUAAAAAGACCAUAUUUUGCUGGCAAGUUUAGUCUGUAUCUACAGUAUUUAUCUAGUUGACACUCAAUUUGAUGGUCUGUGAAAAAUGUUUCACUUUAAACUUGGGCUUGUAGCAAAGAUGUCAUGUGUGAAAGGUACGGUGAUGGUUUAAUAAUUGAUACUUGUUAUAGUUUUUAAGAAUUUUUUGCAGAAUCGUACAGGAGUUUGCUGUUACUGAUCAACUAUUUUGCUGUAAAACGUUUGUGGUUAUAUCAAACUUCCACGUUGUCAUUGAUGCUGGUUAAACUAUUUUCUGGACAAGUAUUUAAUUUACAAAACAAGAAGCUUACAACUAAAGUGACAUUGUAGUGGGGAAAUGGCAUGUUCUAUUUCAUUACAGCACGUGCUGUUUGCACUAUUCACAGUGUAACUACAUUUAACCUCCACAAUGAGGUUAACACACAGGUACAGCCUGGUUUGGGAGCUGCAAACUUUGCUCCUUAGUUAAACACAUAAGGUUUCAUGGUGAGUACAGCACAAAUGACAUGCUUUUUAAUUUACCCACUACACUGUCCCAUUCAUUUAUUUUUUUUAAAUUAAAUUGAUAUCUGCAAUUUAAACACUGAGCUUUAACAUUGACUACCUUGCUCUUUAAGUGUCCAGCAACAAUGUAGAAUGUUAUUUCAAUUGCAUGGGGGAAAAUAUUGCUAUAGUUUACUAGUCGGGGUUUAAAAGUUGAUAGGCUACUCAAUGUUAAAGAUCAGAAAAAGGUCUGUGUGUAUAUAUAAUUUGAAUUGGCAAAAACAAUUGUUGCAAUUUAAAAUAUGGGGGUGUAGGAGUGGUACUGAAAAGCUGCCGGUGUUCAGUCAUUUUGUAGAAUUGAUAAUUUUUUGUGUGUAUAGAUGUAUCUGGGAAAAUGUUUGCUCACUGUUAUAAAAUUAUACAGAUUUGCAGAGUUGUCUUAAGACCUGAAAGGUGUUUAAAUGACCUUUAGAUUUGGAUGCAAACUUAGAGGUGGGGUACGUACUAAAUCAGGACCCACGUCAGAUUUUAGAACAUCUAAACUAAAUCACAUGUGUAUAUAUAUAUAAAAAAAUCAACCACUCAGUAACCAUGGUUACUAGCCUAGUCUUGCCCAAUAGGGCCAUGUUUGUGUCCUGACGAUUGGAAUUAAAAGACCCCCAAUAAUUAUGGUUUAAAUAAUCCUAUUUGUAUCCAUCAUCAUUCAGAAGAAGCUUUAACAAGUGCUGAUCAUGGAUAAAUUCCUUGUAAAUAACCAACUCUGAAUACUAGGAAGACUCGCCAUCUUCUGUUCAGUGUUAGUGGCCUUUUGGCAUUCCACAUUUCCAGAAGAGUUUAUAUUUCCUGUUUGCUGUAAACUAUUCCUUUGUCAUGGGAAACUAACUUAAGAGUUGUUGGCAUUUCAUCUGUAAUAAAGUGGAUUUUUCUUUCUAAACAAAUGCCAGUUUAUUAAAUAUUUUUUUUUCUGUGGAAAAAAAAUCCUGUGUUCAUCUUUAACCUGUUUUUAAAAAUAGUCAUGAUGUAAAAUGGUUUCCAGAAUGUAUUCUCUAACUAUCACUGAUUAUUUUUUUCAUGUAUCAUGAAUUGCAUUUUAGAUUUUUUUAAAUACAUUUUCUACUACUGCAAGAAUUGUGUACAGCUGCUUAAUAAAAACAGAUACAUUGCAA